This is a messenger RNA of Saccostrea echinata, 6506 nucleotides long. Its product is annotated as mucin-22-like. The record is from RefSeq and is a predicted model, not a curated record. Gene Ontology annotation, molecular function: protein tyrosine phosphatase activity. The coding region runs from base 17 to 5605 and encodes 1862 amino acids. Lineage: Eukaryota; Metazoa; Mollusca; Bivalvia; Ostreida; Ostreidae. The transcript is spliced from 24 exons. Gene Ontology annotation, biological process: protein dephosphorylation.
AAGCAAUCGCAGAAAAAUGCAAGGGUUUGAUGUAGUUCUAUCGGAAACUGAAAAUGUAGGUGGAGGUUCUGUUUGCUAUACACAGUCCAAGGAAAUUGCUGAAACUGGCAGAAUUGACACAUCUUGUCGAGGAAAGGCCACAACUGUGUUUGUUCGCAAGAAAUAUCCUCCUUACUUUCUCUUCAUCUGUGAGGUGGAAAUAUAUGUGUGCCAGGCGGGGUUUUGGGGGACGCAGUGUGAGAGGCCGUGUAAUUGUGCUGAUGAUGAGAAGUGUGACCCAGACACUGGAGUGUGUCCCAGGGGCUGCCACCCAGAAACUACCUGUAAAUCCUCACUCAUUGCACAAUAUGAUGAGGAGGGCUAUGAGGUGACAACUGAGGAGAAGCCUGUACCUCUGGCUGCGGACAUAAACAACUCUUCUUCAUCACAGUCCUCUGUUACUGAUACGGUAAACGAAAUCACAACUGAAGACUCAAUAACAACUAGUGUAAAUGAAAACUCAACUGAAGACUCAGUAACAACUAGUGUCAGUGAUAUCACAACUGAAGAAGACUCAAUAACAACUAGUGUAAAUGAUAUCACAACUCAAGAAGACUUAAUAACAACUAGUGUCAGUGAUAUCACAACUGUAGACUCAAUAACAACUAGUGUCAGUGAUAUCACAACUGUAGACUCAAUAACAACUAGUGUAAAUGAUAUCACAACUGAAUACUCAAUAACAACUAGUGUCAGUGAUAUCACAACUGAAGAAGACUCAAUAACAACUAGUGUCAGUGAUAUCACAACUGAAGAAGACUCAGUAUUAACUAGUGUCAGUGAUAUCACAACUGAAGAAGACUCAAUAACAACUAGUGUCAGUGAUAUCACAACUGAAGAAGACUCAAUAACAACUAGUAUAAAUGAUAUCACAACUGAAGAAGACUCAAUAACAACUAGUGUCAGUGAUAUCACAACUGAAGAAGACUCAAUAACAACUACUGGGAAUGAAAUCACAACUAAUAUUGACAGAAUAACAACUAGUAGUGAUGAAAUAACAAGUGUAAUCAAUAGUAAAAUUACAACAGAAGAAUCUGAUAGUUCAACUGAUGCUGAGAAAAUAACAACUAAUGUGAAUGAAAUAACUACUAAUAGUGAAAUAACAACUGUAAGUGAAGCAAUAACUACUAGUAGAAUCACAACCGAAGAAACUGAUAUCACUACUGAUGAUAAAAUAACAUCAACUGUGAAUGAAAUAACAACUAAUGUAAAUGAAAUAACAACUAAAGUUAAUGAAAUAACAAGUGCUAAUAUUGCAACAACUGGUGCUAAUGAAAUAACAAGUGCUUUUAUUGCAACAACAACUGGUGCUAGUGAAAUAACAAGUGUUACUGAAGAAUUAACUACUGCAGAGGAAUUAACUACUGCUUCAGAAACAACUACUGCUAAUGAAAUCACAACAGUUCCUACAACUCCUUACACAACAAGCAGUGAGAGUGAAACAACAACUGAUGAUGAAAUGACAACUAAAUCAGUAAGUACAAGUAUGUCAACCUCAUCUACAAGCAGUACAGGCAGUACAACUGCAGCAACAACAAGUGCCCCCACUAGUGAAACCACUUCUGCAAGUGUUACGAAAAUUAGCAUGUCCACAAUGGAAGAUACAACAACUUCUAGUAAAUCUACAGUAACUGAAGACAUUACCUUGAUUGCUAAUGUUACUAGCUCGAUAGCAACUGCUGAAAGUGUGACUACAUCUGAAAUCCAAACUACAUCUACAGCAAAUGGUACGUCUAGUAUGGCCUCCACAGUUGGUGAAAUUACAACCACAGUCCAAAAAACCACCACUGAAAAUCCAGUGACAACUUCUGGUAGUACUCCUACCACAACUGGUGAUCAUACGACUUCUACACAAAGUGUAGAUACUACUGCUAAAGCUGGAACAACAUCAGAAAGUCCAGGCACAACUGGAACACAGUCAACAAGUACUGAGGUUCAGUCUACAAUUGGGCCAUUAAACAGUACCACAAGUGAAAUUAAAACAACAUCUGAAAGUCAAAUAACCACAAAAACUACAAUGGGGGCUCAAUCCACCACAAGUGACAGUAUGAAUACACAGACAGAGAGUGCUAGCACAACCAAAGGAUCUGUAACAACAGCUGGCAUUGAAAGCACAUCACUAACAAGAGGAAGUGUUCCCACAUUAACAACUUCCAUGUUCACAACCCAGUCAAGUACAGAACUACUCAUAUCUGAUGAAUCUCAGACAAAAGGAAGUUCUACCACUGAAUCUGCUUUUUCAACUGAAUUAUCAGUGACCACAUAUGAAGGUCAAACCACAGUUUCUACAACUGGAUCAGACUUAACUACAAUGGAAAAAUCAAGUACUUCUGCUGUUCAAACAGUGACUUCUAGUGAAUCAACAUUAACCCCUAUGCCACCAACAACAGCGGCUACGACAACAGAAUUUGAGACUACUGUACUAUCAACAACAGUGCCUCCAGUUUCAAGUUCAGAAUUGCCAUCUGAAGUGUCUUCUCAAUCAACAGCCCUGGCUUCAACUGAAAGCUCAACCAGAUCAUCAGUAUCAACAUCAGUGGAUGAAUUUACUGGAACAACAUCAACAGAAACAGGAAAUGUUACAUCAACUACAGGGGAAUCCCUAACAACAAUUGAAACAACUCAAUCAACUACAACAUUUUCUGGAUCAACAACAGAGUCAUUUGAAUCAACAGCACCGCCCUCCAGCUCAACAAUACAGACAUCAGGAACAACAACACAAAUACUGGAGUCAACAACUUCUGAAUCAACAGAGCCAUCAAAUGAAAUGGAGAUCUCCACUAUCUCAACAUCACAGUCAACAACACCAUUUUCUGAAUCAACCACACAUCCAUCUACAAUAAGUACACAAGUUGUAGAAACUUCUGAAUCAACUUUACCUUCAACUGCAACAGAAACCACGGUUAUAACUUUUACUUCAGAAGAGGCUACUGGGACAACAGAGACAACUUUGUUAGCAACAGAGAGCACAACCUCUCCAGGGCAAACAAUCAACACUACACUCUCUACAGAAUCAACGACACAACCAACAAACUUUACCCUCCCCCCAGAACUAACUACACAACAGAUAAACACUACAACUCCUGCAGAAUCAACUACAGUGUCAACAGUGUUAUCAACUUCUACAACAUCAACUAUAGAGAUAACCUCUGGUAUUACAGAAACCACAGCAAGAACAAUUUCUUCAAGGUCUACAACUCCAACACAGACUGUGGCAACAACAACUUCAACUCCAGAGACUACAACAGUUGAAUCAACGGCAGUUACAUCAACUUUUGUUCCAACACAGACCACCUUUGUUAGCUCAUCAACAACAUCUAUAUUGUCCUCAGAAACAUUGCCUGUGAGUUCUCUGGUAGCUAUUGUAAUUCCCUCUCUCCUCUUGUUUAUUAUCAUUCUGGCUGUUCUUUUCUCAGGAUUUUUCAUCAUCAAGAAACGCAAUCGCCAGAAAAUUUCUGAUGAAGAGAUAGCAGGCAAUGAUGUCGUCAUUACUGAUAUGAUGCCAUUAACACCCAUACCUAAUGGAACCAAUGGUGCCGUAAAAAAAGAUUUUGAUGACUCUCUCCCCUACAAGUAUGAUGAAGAUGGUGAUCUGGUUUAUGAUGGGCCACCUCAAGGUUACUCUAUUCCUGUCAAGGACAUUCAAGGUCAUGUUAUCAAGCUACAGGAAGAUAAUCAGUUUGCCAUUGACUACCAGGACUUGCCAGAUGGAAUGUUUCUACCAACAAAGGAUAGCAAACUGGAAGAAAAUAUGCCCAAGAAUAGAUACACAAAUAUGCUAGCAUAUGAUCACUCCCGAGUUAAAUUAAGAGGUUUACCUCCAGGACACACAGAUUAUAUUAAUGCUAAUUAUAUAGAUGGUUUUAAGAAAAAGAAGGCAUAUAUUGCAACACAAGGUCCUUUGAAAAGUACAACAGCUGAUUUUUGGAGUAUGGUCUGGCAAGAAGAUGUCCGAAAAAUUGUCAUGGUAACAAACCUCAAAGAAAAGAAUAGGCUUAAAUGCCAUCAGUAUUGGCCACAAGAAAAGAAAGCCAUGAACUGCUACGACAAGCUGAGAGUCGUCACUGAUUCUGAAAAUGUGUUCCCAGUAUUUGUAGUCAGGAAAAUCAAGCUCACAGAUGUAAAGACUGAUGAGAGUAGGAUAGUGACUCAGUACCACUUUACAGCGUGGCCGGACCACGGAGUUCCGGAUGCCUUCCAGCUUCUACAGUUUUUCCGAAAGGUCACAGGAAACAGUACAGAGUAUGAAGCGCGGCCCACUGUGGUUCAUUGCAGUGCGGGGGUAGGAAGAACAGGCACCUAUAUAGGACUUGAUGCCUUGUGGAAACAGGGACGUAAAACCGGGUCUGUAGACAUUGUCCGCUUUGCCAAAACUAUGAGGAAGAACAGGACAAAGAUGAUUCAGACUCUGGAUCAGUUCACUUUCCUACACUUCAUUUUGAUGGAGGCAUUUGCUAAUCCUGAUGCAGCAAUAUCUGGAGAAAUGGUCGCCAAAUUCAAAGGAGUCAAAGAUCCUAAAGUUGUCCAAAGAAUUAGUACAGAAUUUGAGAGAUUGAAUGCGCUGCGACCUGAAUAUCAGAUGACAGAUUACCAAGAUGCUCUUCAUCCCAGUAAUCAGUCUAAAAAUAGAUCCCAGGAUAAUCUCCCAGUUGAUAAUUAUCGGGUUCGUUUAGACUCUAAUUAUGGAGAGGAUGCUGACUAUAUCAAUGCUGUGAUAAUGCCUACGAGUUGGAACAGGGAGGGAUUCCUGGUUACUCAGUACCCCCUUCCAUCUACCAUUGCAGACUUCUGGUCCAUGGUCUAUGAUUACCAGUGCUCAUCUAUUGUUCUUCUGGAUGAAGAAGACUAUGAGGAAUGUUUCUUCCCAGCUUUAGAACAGACAUCAGAAUGGGGUCGUCUGGUGCUACAGACAACGGGGGUGUCCGAACCCCAGGACUGUGUGACUGAGCUCACAGUAAACAUAACAAACACGCAAAAUGCCAUUGACAAUGACGAGGAUAUAGAGAAUGAGUUGGAGAUGGAGGUUAAGAUAUUCGUGGGCAGCGGUUGGAGGUCAACCAAUGAACUACCUGAAGCUCAGAAGCUGCUGCACUGCUUGCAUUACGAAGUUCAGAAACGUCAAACCCAGCUAGGAGAACAGAAACCGGUGGUCGUCAUAUGCAGGAAUGGAGCUACACAGAGUGGUCUUUACUGUGCUGUGUGUAAUAUUCUGGAUGGGAUAGACUGGUACAAUGAAGUAAACAUCUAUCACUGUGUACGACAGCUUCAGAUCAGGAAGCCAGAGGUCAUAAGGUCAAAGACUCAGUACCAGUAUUGUUACCAGGUAGCUCUUAACUACCUGAAUCCCGGUGACGUGUACGAGAACACGACAGAGGAGGAGAGGGAAACAGAGUAUGCCAAUGUGGGGGAUGUCCGACUCUCCCUAGAAAAAGAUCCAUUAAUAAAGCUGAAAGGUCAAGGUGGUAAGCAGGGGCCUGGUGAAAUAUAUUCAAAUGUUGGAGCUGUGAGUAAAUCAUCAGAUGAUCCUUUUGAUCCACCCAGCAAUAGAGAGCCACAGACCACCAUUUAAACCUCACUCUUGUGAAGAGCUACACACCACUCCUGCAGGAUAGAAGAGCAUCUGCACAUAGAAAUGUCUGCUCUUUACCUCUGCAUAGAUAAUAAUAAUAGGUUUGGCAGAAACAGGUGUUGAUAUUCAAUAUCAGACUAGUUAUCUAUAUGUACAUGCCAAAAAGAUACUUUAAAAAAUGGGUAUGAUCAUUCCCCAUUUGAAUUAAAAUUUCAGAAUUCAUUUAUAUUUGAGUAACUAUUUAUGACAUUCCCACCAGAUUUACUUAUUUUAUUAUUUAAUCUGAUCAUUUUUACAACUAGCUAUGAUGUAGCCUUUUUAAUACCUUUUUAUUUAAAAGACGAUACUAUCAUGAAGAAUUAAUGACAAAGGAAUAUUUAGGAACAGAGUGCAGAACCCUCCUUUUAUUUGUUUUUAGAUUUGAUGUCUAUAAACAUUUGUUAAUAUAUUAAUAACUGCGGCAAAACUCCAAAGCAACAGGCCAAAGGUUUUGCCAUGAAUAUGUGCAAUAAAUUUAUUACUUUUUUUAAAUGGAUGGCUUUAAGAUGAUUAACUUUUCAAUACCUGUCUCAAAUGUUGGUACAUAUAUGUACAUUUUAAAACUGCAAUAUUUUUUUGAGUGCAAUAUUUGAUAACAUGUACAGUUCAUUCAUACCUGUAGAUCAUAAUUAACAUGUUAGUUAAAAUUUGGUUUGAUAAGAAAUGAUAAGAAAUCCUCUUCCACAAAUAUAUACUGGCAUUUUGCAGAUUAUUUUAUGUUAUUGAAUCUGUUUAUGUUUUAUGUAACUAGAUGCUUGUUCAUUGUGCCAAUUCCAAAUUGUUUAUGUUAAUUCUACUUUUCUAUAAUAAAUCCAUUGUUUAUGUUAAUUAUACUUUUCUAUAAUAAAUCUUGCGUACUUUU